AUGGAUCCCAUGUUUCCCGGUGGUCACCCACAAUUCAUCAUUGUCCCGCCGGGCUCUGUACCGGUUCCAAUUCUGAAUCAAGUACCAGUGAUGAUGCAAUCAGCACCGUUUCCUGUAUUUGUUCAGCAACCUGUCAUGCCACCACAAGCCGCAGCUGCAGCGCCUAUUCUACAACAAACGACAACAGCAAUGUCAACAGAUUUUAUGUCAGAAGAUCGUUUACAAGAAAAAGCACGUCGUUGGCAGCAAUUGCAAACGAAACGUUAUGCAGAUAAACGACGUUUUGGCUUUUCGGACAUUCAGAAAGAAGAUAUGCCUGCUGAACAUUUGAGAAAGAUCAUUCGUGAUCACGGUGACAUGACCAACAAGAAGUUUCGUCACGAUAAACGUGUCUAUUUGGGAUCGUUGAAGUACAUGCCGCAUGCCGUCUACAAAUUGUUAGAAAAUAUGCCUAUGCCAUGGGAACAAAUCCGUAACGUUAAAGUUCUUUAUCAUAUCACAGGUGCUAUUACCUUUGUCAAUGAAAUUCCUUGGGUAAUUGAACCACAUUUUAUUGCACAAUGGGGAACAAUGUGGAUUAUGAUGCGAAGAGAAAAACGUGAUCGAAGACAUUUCAAACGAAUGCGUUUUCCACCCUUCGAUGAUGAAGAACCGCCAUUAGAUUAUGCCGAUAACAUUCUCGACGUUGAACCAUUGGAAGCAAUUCAAAUGCAGCUAGAUCCCGAUGAAGACAAAGCAAUCUACGACUGGUUUUACGAACACAAACCAUUAACCGAUACGAAAAUGGUCAACGGUACAACAUAUCGACGAUGGCAAUUGACUUUACCUAUCAUGUCCACACUCUAUCGUAUGGGAAAUCAAUUGUUGACUGAUCUUUUGGAUGAUAAUUACUUUUAUCUAUUCGAUCUCAAGUCAUUUUUUACUGCAAAAGCAUUGAAUGUUGCCAUACCCGGUGGUCCAAAAUUCGAACCAUUAGUUAAGGACGUGAAUCCGAAUGAUGAAGAUUGGAAUGAAUUUAAUGAUAUCAAUAAGAUUAUCAUCCGUCAACCUAUUCGUACUGAAUAUCGCAUUGCGUUUCCUUAUCUUUACAAUUCUUAUCCAUUCAAAGUUUAUCUUGCUUGGUAUCAUACACCGAAUGUUGUCUUUAUCAAAACGGAAGAUCCUGAUUUACCAGCAUUCUACUUCGAUCCGUUAAUCAAUCCAAUUGCACAUCGCCAUACAAUCAAACCGGUUGAUACACAAAUUGAAUUACUCAAUGACGACAUCGAUGAAGAAUUUGUUCUUCCGGAAGAAUUCGAGCCAUUACUAACCGGUGUUCCUCUGUAUACAGAUAAUACUGCCAAUGGUAUUGCAUUAUUAUGGGCGCCACGUCCAUUCAAUCUUCGUUCCGGCCGAACACGCCGUGCCAUUGAUAUUCCAUUAGUCAAAACUUGGUAUCGUGAACAUUGUCCAAGUGAACAUCCUGUCAAAGUUCGUGUAUCGUAUCAAAAAUUAUUAAAAUGUUUUGUUCUCAAUGCUUUACAUCAUCGUAAACCGAAACCACAGAAGAAACGUUACCUAUUCCGAUCAUUCAAAUCGACCAAAUUCUUUCAAUCGACCACACUCGAUUGGGUUGAAGUCGGUCUUCAAGUUUGUCGUCAAGGUUAUAACAUGUUGAAUCUUUUAAUCCAUCGUAACAACUUGAAUUAUCUUCAUUUGGAUUACAACUUCAACUUGAAACCGGUAAAAACUCUAACGACAAAAGAACGAAAGAAAUCUCGAUUUGGAAAUGCAUUCCAUUUAUGUCGAGAAAUUUUACGUUUGACAAAAUUAAUCGUCGAUAGUCAUGUUCAAUACCGGUUAGGUAACGUCGAUGCUUUUCAAUUGGCCGAUGGAUUACAAUAUGCAUUUGCACAUGUUGGUCAAUUAACAGGAAUGUACCGUUACAAAUACAAAUUAAUGAGACAAAUUCGUAUAUGUAAAGAUUUGAAACAUAUUAUCUAUUAUCGAUUCAAUACGGGACCAGUUGGCAAAGGACCUGGUUGUGGUAUUUGGACGCCCGGUUGGCGUGUUUGGUUAUUUUUCCUACGUGGUGUAACACCAUUAUUAGAACGUUGGUUAGGUAAUCUCCUAUCACGUCAAUUCGAAGGUCGUCAUUCGAAAGGCAUCGCAAAAACUGUGACAAAACAACGUGUCGAAUCUCAUUACGAUUUAGAAUUACGUGCCGCCGUCAUGCACGAUAUUUUGGAUAUGAUGCCCGAAAGUAUUAAACAAAACAAGGCACGAACUAUCCUUCAACAUUUAAGUGAAGCAUGGCGUUGUUGGAAAGCAAACAUUCCAUGGAAAGUUCCUGGAUUACCUAUUCCGAUUGAAAAUAUGAUCUUACGUUAUGUUAAAGCUAAAGCCGACUGGUGGACAUCGACAGCACAUUACAAUCGCGAACGUAUUCGACGUGGUGCCACAGUGGAUAAAACAGUUUGCAAGAAAAAUUUAGGUCGACUGACACGUCUUUAUCUCAAAGCUGAACAAGAACGACAACAUAAUUAUCUCAAAGAUGGUCCGUAUAUAACAGCAGAAGAGGCUGUUGCGAUUUAUACAACCGUUGUACACUGGCUCGAAUCGCGACGCUUUUCACCAAUACCAUUUCCACCGUUAGCUUACAAACAUGAUACAAAAUUACUUAUUUUAGCAUUAGAACGUUUGAAAGAAACCUACAGUGUAAAAUCGAAAUUAAAUCAAUCUCAACGUGAAGAGUUGGGUUUAAUUGAACAAGCUUAUGAUAAUCCACACGAAGCCCUAUCACGUAUAAAACGUCAUCUCUUGACCCAACGUGCAUUUAAAGAAUGUGGCAUUGAAUUCAUGGAUCUCUACAGUCAUUUGACACCCUGCUAUGACGUUGAACCACUGGAGAAGAUCACUGAUGCUUAUCUCGAUCAAUACCUAUGGUAUGAAGCUGACAAACGCCGACUUUUUCCGGCUUGGACUAAACCAGCUGAUAGUGAACCACCACCACUACUUGUUUAUAAAUGGUGUCAAGGCAUCAACAAUCUUCAAGAUAUAUGGGAUACAAAUGAAGGUGAAUGCAAUGUCAUGUUAGAAACACGGUUCGAGAAACUCUAUGAAAAGAUUGAUUUGACCUUACUCAAUCGUCUACUUCGUCUGAUCGUCGAUCAUAAUAUUGCUGACUAUAUGACAGCGAAGAACAAUAUCGUAUUAAAUCAUAAAGAUAUGAAUCACGUGAAUUCUUAUGGAAUUAUUCGUGGCUUACAAUUUGCUUCAUUUAUUGUUCAAUUCUAUGGUCUUGUACUCGAUUUAUUAGUCUUGGGCUUACAACGCGCAUCAGAUAUGACUGGUUUGCCACAAGCUCCGAAUGAUUUCUUGACUUAUCAAGAAGUCGCCAUCGAAACAGCACAUCCCAUUCGACUUUAUUGCCGAUACAUUGAUCGUAUCCAUAUCUUCUUCCGAUUUACCGCUGAAGAAGCACGUGACUUGAUUCAACGUUAUCUGACUGAACAUCCUGAUCCGAAUAAUGAAAAUAUCGUUGGUUACAAUAAUAAAAAAUGUUGGCCACGUGAUGCUCGUAUGCGUCUAAUGAAACAUGAUGUUAAUCUUGGUCGUGCCGUGUUUUGGGAUAUUAAAAAUCGUAUACCACGCUCAGUAACAACAGUUCAAUGGGAGACAAGUUUUGUAUCCGUAUAUUCGAAAGAUAAUCCCAAUCUAUUAUUCAACAUGUGUGGCUUCGAAUGUCGCAUUUUGCCGAAGAUACGUAUGACACAUGAAGAGUUCGUUCAUCGUGAUGGUGUUUGGAAUUUACAAAAUGAAACAACAAAAGAGCGAACAGCACAAUGUUUCCUUCGUGUCGAUGAUGAAUCGAUGAGUCGUUACCACAAUCGUAUUCGACAAAUUCUCAUGGCAUCAGGUUCAACAACAUUUACGAAAAUCGUCAAUAAAUGGAAUACAUCCCUAAUUGGUUUAAUGACUUAUUUUCGAGAAGCCGUUGUCAACACUCAAGAAUUACUAGAUUUAUUAGUUAAAUGUGAAAAUAAAAUUCAAACACGUAUUAAAAUUGGCUUAAACUCGAAAAUGCCGACUCGAUUUCCACCAGUAGUUUUCUAUACACCAAAAGAAUUAGGUGGAUUAGGUAUGUUAUCGAUGGGCCAUGUCUUAAUCCCUCAAUCGGAUCUCCGAUGGUCGAAACAAACUGAUGUUGGUAUUACACAUUUCCGAUCUGGUAUGAGCCACGACGAAGAUCAAUUGAUUCCUAACUUAUAUCGAUACAUCAUGCCAUGGGAAGCAGAAUUCAUCGAUUCCCAACGUGUCUGGGCAGAAUAUGCACUCAAACGACAAGAGGCCAAUACACAAAACAAACGGUUAACAUUAGAAGAUUUAGAAGAUUCUUGGGAUCGUGGUAUUCCUCGUAUCAAUACAUUAUUUCAGAAAGAUCGACACGUACUCGCUUACGAUAAAGGCUGGCGUGUACGAACAGACUUUAAGCAAUUUCAAAUUCUGAAACAAAAUCCAUUCUGGUGGACACAUCAACGACAUGAUGGAAAACUGUGGAAUUUGAACAAUUACCGUACCGAUAUGAUUCAAGCAUUAGGUGGUGUUGAAGGUAUCCUCGAGCAUACCUUGUUCAAAGGAACUUAUUUCGCAACAUGGGAAGGUCUGUUUUGGGAAAAAGCAUCGGGCUUCGAAGAAUCGAUGCGUUGGAAGAAACUUACCAAUGCUCAACGUUCCGGUUUGAAUCAGAUUCCAAAUCGACGAUUUACUCUAUGGUGGAGUCCAACGAUCAAUCGUGCAAAUGUCUAUGUUGGUUUUCAAGUUCAACUUGAUUUAACUGGAAUCUUUAUGCAUGGAAAGAUCCCAACAUUGAAAAUUUCCCUAAUUCAAAUCUUUCGGGCGCAUUUAUGGCAAAAAAUUCACGAAAGUGUUGUCAUGGAUCUUUGUCAAGUAUUUGAUCAAGAAUUGGAUGCAUUAGAAAUCGAAACUGUCCAAAAAGAAACAAUCCAUCCUCGUAAAUCCUACAAAAUGAAUUCCUCUUGUGCCGAUAUUCUUCUCUUCGGACAAAACAAAUGGCAUGUCAGCAAACCAUCCUUAUUAGCUGAUUCCAAGGAUGUCAUGGAUAAUACAGGUUCUCAAAAAUACUGGCUAGACGUUCAGUUACGUUGGGGUGAUUAUGAUUCUCACGAUGUCGAACGUUAUGCCCGUGCCAAAUUUCUCGAUUAUACCACCGAUAAUAUGUCUAUUUAUCCGUCGCCAACAGGUCUAUUAAUUGCUCUUGAUUUAGCUUACAACUUACAUAGUGCAUUUGGUAACUGGUUCCCCGGUUGUAAACCAUUGAUUCAACAAGCAAUGGCCAAGAUAAUGAAAGCCAAUCCAGCUUUGUACGUCUUGCGUGAGCGUAUACGUAAAGGUUUGCAAUUGUAUUCAUCUGAACCGACUGAACCAUACUUGUCAUCACAAAACUAUGGUGAAUUAUUUUCCAAUCAAAUUAUUUGGUUUGUCGAUGAUACAAAUGUCUAUCGAGUUACCAUUCACAAGACUUACGAAGGAAAUUUAACAACCAAACCGAUCAAUGGCGCUAUUUUCAUCUUCAAUCCACGUACUGGACAAUUGUUCUUGAAAAUUAUUCAUACAUCCGUUUGGGCAGGACAAAAACGUUUGGGUCAGUUAGCCAAAUGGAAAACAGCUGAAGAAGUUGCAGCUUUGAUCCGUUCGUUGCCUGUGGAAGAGCAACCCAAACAAAUUAUCGUUACGCGAAAGGGUAUGCUGGAUCCCUUGGAAGUUCAUUUACUCGACUUUCCAAAUAUUGUUAUCAAAGGUAGCGAAUUGCAAUUACCAUUUCAAGCUUGUCUUAAAGUCGAAAAAUUCGGUGAUUUAAUCUUAAAGGCAACAGAACCACAAAUGGUUAUGUUUAAUCUUUACGAUGAUUGGCUGAAAUCGAUAUCUUCAUACACGGCAUUUUCACGUUUAAUUCUUAUCCUCAAAGCAUUACACGUCAAUAACGACCGUGCAAAGAUGAUUUUGAAACCAGACAAAACGACAGUUACUGAAAUCCACCAUAUUUGGCCAACAUUAACAAACGACGAAUGGAUUAAAGUUGAAGUUGCAUUGAAAGAUCUCAUCUUAGCUGAUUAUGGCAAGAAGAAUAAUGUCAACGUUGCGUCAUUGACUCAGAGUGAAAUCCGUGAUAUUAUCUUGGGUAUGGAAAUUAGCGCGCCAAGUGCCCAGCGUCAACAGAUUGCUGAAAUUGAAAAACAAACAAAAGAUACGUCGCAAGUAACUGCUACAACGACGGAAAGUGUGAACAAAUUUGGUGAUAGAAUCGUUACGACCACGACAAGCAAUUAUGAAACACAAACAUUCGCAUCGAAAACCGAAUGGCGUAUUCGAGCGAUCUCAGCAACGAAUCUACAUUUACGUACCAAUCAUAUCUAUGUUUCAUCGGAUGAUAUCAAAGAAACAGGCUAUAGAUAUAUUUUACCUAAAAACAUUCUCAAGAAGUUCAUUGUCGUGUCCGAUCUUCGAACUCAAAUUGCCGGUUAUCUGUACGGUGUUAGUCCACCGGAUAAUCCACAAGUUAAAGAAAUUCGCUGCGUUGUUCUACCACCACAAUGGGGUACGCAUCAAACGGUUCAUCUGCCCAAUCUAUUACCACAACAUGAAUAUCUCAAAGACAUGGAACCACUCGGAUGGAUACAUACUCAACCAAACGAAUUGCCUCAGUUAACACCACAGGAUAUCACUACUCACGCAAAAGUUAUGAGUGAUCAUACAUCAUGGGAUGGAGAAAAAACAAUCAUUAUCACUUGUUCAUUCACGCCAGGCUCAGUUUCUUUAACAGCUUAUAAACUAACACCAACCGGGUAUGAUUGGGGUCGAUCAAAUACCGAUCGAGGAAACAAUCCCAAAGGAUACGCACCAUCACAUUAUGAAAAGGUCCAAAUGCUUCUAUCCGACCGUUUUCUUGGAUUCUUCAUGAUUCCCGGUCAAGGUUCAUGGAAUUACAAUUUCAUGGGUGUUCGUCAUGAUGCGAAUAUGAAAUAUGACAUCAUCUUAGCCAAUCCAAAAGAAUUCUACCACGAAAUUCAUCGUCCAUCGCAUUUUCUUAAUUUUGCAUCUGAAGAGAAUUCUGACACAUACGCGGCUGAUCGCGAAGAUCGAUUAAGUUAA
Messenger RNA from Adineta ricciae, 7152 nucleotides. NCBI's taxonomy places the organism in Eukaryota, Metazoa, Rotifera, Eurotatoria, Adinetida, Adinetidae. The record is from the annotation of a GenBank genome assembly.